AUGGCAACCGUGGCCAGGUCCCCGUCGCCGGCCGCGGCCAGGCCCUGCCCCGCCAUGCGGCGGAGCGCCGACUCCAACCCCUUCAAGCCCGCCGAUUGCCCCUCGCAGAGGAGCUCCAGCUCCAAGGGCGGCGGCGGCGGCUGCGGGUGCCACCACGCCUCCUCGCCCUCGCCGCGGCGGAGGUCGCUCUCCUCCUCCUUCGGGGAGAAGGAGAACGAGCCGCGGGACCACGCGGCUCGGACCCCCAAGCCCGCGGCGCGCUCUGGCGGCCCCAAGAACUUCAUGGCGCCCACCAUCUCCGCCGCCUCCAAGGCCGCCUCGCCCAGGAACAGCACCAGCAAGGUGCUCGGGGAGCGCAACCACGACACGCCCCACCUCGCGCCCUUCUCCCCCGCCAACCUCGCGCACAAGCCCAAGCCCGACCCGCGCCGCCUCCGCCUCUCCUUCGACGCCCCUCCCGCUCCCGCCGGAGACGACGACGGCGCGGGGGUGGAGGAUCCCGUGCGCGCGGAGCGCAGUCUGCGGCACUCGUUCGAGGCACCUCCCGCGCCCGCCGCAUGGCACGGCCCGCUCGCUGGAGACGACGACGACGACGCGGGGAUGGAGGAUCCCGUUGGCGUGCGCGUGGGCGUGGGCCACCAGCUCGCGGCGGCCGAUCCGGUGGACGCGGAGCCGUCCCGGGCGGCCCUGUACGACCCCAAGACCAACUACACUUCGCCGCGGCCGCGGUUCCUCCACUACAAGCCCAACCCGCGCGUCGACAUCUACGGGCACAGCCGCGCUGGCGUCAGGCGCCUCGAGGACGGCUUCGCCUCCGCCUCCGCCUCCGCCUCCGAGAGCAGCGACGAAACCGACGCCACUGCCACCACGGAGGACGACCUCACGGAGGAGGAGCAAGAGCAAGCACAGCAGAAUCACCUGCCAGGGGAGCAGCCAGCUCUCGCCGCUCCAUCUGAGGCCGCCGAGGCUCGCGUCCUGGCGCCAGAGCCCGCGCCGGGUUCGCCGCCGCCUCCUCUGCUGCUGUCAUCAUCGGCUCCAGCUGCGGUGACUCCCGAGCCGGCUCGCGUCUCUGCACCGGAGCCGAGGGCGACUCCUCCGCGAGCUCGUGCACUGACGCCGGAGCCGAAGCCUGGGAUGCGAGCUCCAGCGAAGAAGAGGUCCUCGUUGAGGUUCCUGCUUCCCGUCGCUUUCGUUCUGUUCAUGUCUGCUGCUUCCGUGUGCGUGCUGCUGCAACCAGAUUCUCCGAUCAUGUCAAACACCGCCUUGUCGAGGGCGGCGUCCAGCUUUCUUUCAGUUCAAGAAUCACACCCUGUGGAGUUGGCUGCUUGGCUCAAGCAAUGGUCAAGCAGUUCCUUGGAUUCGAUCACGUCUUACUGGGAGGCCUUGGCCUCCACAUCCACACAAGAGCAGGAGUACUUUGGUCCGCACUUCGCAGCCAACUGGAGUGCUGCAGCUGCCGAUGCUGACAACCAUGGCGCUGCCGCCGAUUUCUACUACAGCUUCGCCGAGGCAUGGCCAGUGCCACCAAGUGAAGAGCCUAUUAGCAGCGCCAACGCCCUGACUGCAGAGCCGGAAGGUGAUGUUGUGGUGGAAGAAGAAGAAUCAGUUGAUGAUGCUGGAGUGGGAGAGAAAUCUGAUGCAUCAGACUACUACGACAUGGUGGUAGAUGAGCUUGAUGUGGGAAUGUCAGAAGAAGCUCCAGGUAGCAGCUAUGAUGUCCUGGAGGAGCAGUUGAAGAUCCAGGAUGCAGUUUCUGAAGCAAGCAGUGCUAACUUGAUUGCAGAAUCAGAGGGUGUUGCUGCAGUGGUAGAAGAAGAAUCUGAUGCAUCAGACUACUCCAAGCUUGAUGUUGGAGCAUCAGAAGCAACUCCAGGUAGCAGCAACGGCGAAGAGAUCAGUCAGGAUUUGGACACCCCGUCUGAACCUGCUGAGCUGCGCGAACAGGAUGUUGAGAGUGAAGAGCCCGACGAGAACCACGGCAGUGGCAAGGAGGAGGGCCAGGAGCCGCAUCUUGGUCUUGAGUCGGACUCCAACCUGUCGCCAAGCUACUUGGACAGAAUCUCAAAGCCCGCCGCAGCAGCAGGUGUUGCCAUUGUCGUGGUCAUUCUUUCAGCAGGCAUAGCCGCCCUCUCCAUGAGGAAGAAGCAAGCUCAGGUUGCCACAAGUGCCAAUGCACCGGAUGAGCAGGAGCAGGCCGAGGAAGCUGAGACUCGAUCUGGUUCAGCGAGCAGUGAGGGCCAUCGUCUUGCCAAAGGUUCAGUGGCAGAAGAAACCGAGCGAUUCGGUGACUCUGGCUUCUCUCAGUACAGCAGCAGCUUGUCGUCUGGCCAUGGCCAAGGCAGGGGGAAGGCCAAGGAGGAGGAAGAGAACGUCGGCCUCGAGCCCGCGUCCAAGAGGGAGUCCAUGUCAUACUCCACUUCAUCCUAUGGCAGCUUCACGACCUACGAGAAGAUCGCUGCCAAGAAAAGGAACAAGGAUGAUGAGGCGAUGACACCGGUCCGACGCUCCAGCAGGCUGCGGAGUGUCAAGUCACCCGAGGCCGAGUCUAGUUAG
Molecule: messenger RNA, 2553 nt
Organism: Triticum turgidum subsp. durum (durum wheat)
Lineage: Eukaryota; Viridiplantae; Streptophyta; Magnoliopsida; Poales; Poaceae
Source: the annotation of a GenBank genome assembly